Messenger RNA from Blepharisma stoltei, 1245 nucleotides. The record is from the annotation of a GenBank genome assembly. NCBI's taxonomy places the organism in Eukaryota, Ciliophora, Heterotrichea, Heterotrichida, Blepharismidae.
AUGAGCAACCCAAUUGAAAUCAUAAAAGAUCGACUAUUCUGGAUUAGUGACCGCUACCCUCCUCGAAACAAGCCACUUUCCUUUUUCGUGUGUGUAGACAGCGUAAUAUUCACGUAGGAACUCCAGUACGAAGCUUUUUGUGAGGACUUUGGUCCUUUAAACCUUGCAAUGACCUACAGAUUCUGCUACCAGCUAGAUAAAUUAUUAAAAGACCCUAAGUACAUUAAUCACAAAAUUUAUCAUUACAGCAGCGUAAAAGAUGAAAAACGUGCCAAUGCAGCCUAUUUGAUGGGCGCUUUCCAAAUCAUUAUCUUGCGGAAAUCUGCAAGUGAAGCCUGGAGGCCUUUUGCUUCUCAGCCUGAUUUUCUUCCUUUUCGAGAUGCUAGCAUGGGGCCAUGCUAUUAUUUCUGCACAAUCCUUCACUGCUUAAGAGGCCUGGAACUCGCAAUGCAGCUGAAUUGGUUCAAUUUUCAUCGGUUUGACGUCAAAUUCUAUGAAUUCCGAGAAAAAGUGGAAAACGGUGACAUGAACUGGAUUUUGCCAGGGAAACUUUUGGCGUUUGGCAGUCCUACAGACUCUCCGACUGAGGAAAACUGGUACAGUUACAAGCCUGAGGACUUUGUCGACUUAUUCAAUAAUAUGAAUGUGACUGCCGUAAUCAGGCUUAACAAUAAAACCUAUGAAGAAGAAAAAUUCAAGGCGGCUGGGAUACGGCAUUAUGACCUUUUCUUCCUUGACGGAAGCUGUCCUUCAGACGAAAUCGUGAAUAGGUUUAUUGCGAUUAUAGAAGAUGAGUCUGGAGCUGUUGCUGUCCAUUGUAAAGCUGGCCUUGGCAGAACUGGUACUUUAAUCGGCUGCUAUAUAAUAAAGAAAUACCGAUUUCCUGCCGAAGAUUUUAUCGCAUGGUGCCGAAUCUGCAGACCAGGCUCAAUCCUCGGCCCUCAGCAGCAAUUUUUGCUUGACUAUGAAAAGAAACUAAACAACAUUGAAAACAUAUCUUGCUACUCCUCAGACGAUAUGAAAAAAUCAGUCCUCGGCGACCAUGGCCAAGCUAUCCGGCUUCUCUCAGCCAAAAGAUCUCGCUGUGCUAUGACAUCUCCAGGAGAAAGUAACCGGCUUUCUUCUCCUAUCGUCGACAUAUCCAAAAUGAUCCAAAACGUCGAAAGACCUGUAACCCCUUUCAAUUACUUGCUAGGCAACCGAUCUGCAACCCCGCUGCGUGACUUAGUUUCACAGUACAACUAA